AGGGGCGGGAUCGGAGUGAGAGGGGCGGGGGUCAGGGGUCGCGGCAUGGACGGCGAGAAGGCGCUGGAGGUCUACGACGUCAUCCGCACCAUCCAAGACCCCGAGAAGCCGAGCUCGCUGGAGGAGCUGGGCGUGGUGAGCGAGGGCUGUGUGGAGGUGCAGGCCCUCACGGAGGCGCGGCGCGGGGAGGACGAGGAGGAGCAUCUGGUCGUCAUCCGCUUCACGCCAACCGUCCCGCACUGCUCACUCGCCACACUCAUAGGUCUCUGUUUACGCGUAAAGCUGGAAAGAUGCUUACCGUUCAAACACAAGCUGGAGAUCUACAUUGCAAAGGGAACGCACGCCACAGAACACGAGAUCAACAAACAGAUCAACGACAAGGAGCGGAUCGCAGCCGCCAUGGAGAACCCCAACCUGCGUGAAAUUGUGGAGAACUGCGUGAAGGAUCUCGAUGAGUGAGCCGUGUCGUGCAGCAUCAGCACAAAUGCCCCCCGCGAGCAGCGCCGUUGGCUACAACCGUGAUUUGCUUGUGGCCCGGAUGGCGCUGUGGGACCGUUCACGUGGAAUGGAUCGUUUGCCCAAUGCAGGAUUGUUUAUCGCGCUGCACGGGCUGCGCUUCUCUUGCGCAAUGUAACGCACAGCGGCGCUACUGCAGUCAAAAAGCAUCCAGGCAACCCAAAUGGAUGUGUUUUUCAUGAAGGUGGGGAAGCUCUGAGCCAGUUAUGGGAAUUCCACAUUCCUGUGGUGAGGACCAGUCUCCUCAUAAUCACUGUUAACUCCAAAAGAGUGGUACUCAUUUAAUCAACCCCGAAAGAAUUUAACUUAAAACUAUCCAUACUCUUUGGUUCUUUCGGUAAAGUCACAUAGGUAGAAAAUUAAUCGAUCACGUUUCGAUCGCAACACAAGCAAUCGUCAUCAGGUGGGACUUCAGCAAGAAAAAACUGCAGCAGCUUUUUCUUGCUUUUUCUACUUACGUGACUUGACCGAAAGAACCAAAGAGUAUGGAUUCCUGCAGUCACGAAAGCUUCAUAAUCAAGAUUAAAACUAUCCAAUUGUCAACACUUUAGCCAUAGCACCGCUUUGGUAAAUUAUAAUAUCACAGUGCCUCGUAAUUGCGAGACAACACCUUGUGCUGGUGUGCUCUGUUUAUGGAGUCUAAGAUGUGUUUAUUGGUGACUGGAUAGCCCAGUAGUCGGUGUGCUCUGCACUGAACCAGGUCAAUGGAUGGACUCGCAGCUGUUGUGUGGAAUUUCCUGCAGGGAAUUACCAAGGUGUGGCACCUGCUGUGGACACUAAAGAUCUAUUGACAUCCUAUGGGAACACGUCACACUUGUGACGUGUAUAUGUGCGUGCCAGGGUAAUGUUAAAUUUAAGUUUAAAGACUGAUUAGAUGAUACAUUGUUGUACUCGAGGCAGUGAGGGUGGCGGUGAUAGCUCAUGUGUACAGCGUGGGCUUCUACACCACUGCCAAUCGCAAUCACAUUGUAAUAAGCAGGGCUACUUUUCAUUUCAAAUGUCACUAGGUUAUUCGUAAGAAAAAUGUUUUCAGAUAUACCUGUACAAGAGUCUGUUGUUUAAGCUGAUUAGAAGAUUUAUCAGAUCUCGGUGGAUUUUAAAGUUAGUCUGCUGUCGUAACUAUGCCCAACUCUUGCCUUAGCCAGGGUGAUGAUUGCAGGCCUGGUGAUAAUUCUAGAACUAUCGAGAAGAUUGUAAGAGGUUUCCUCUGUGGGUGCACUAGAGGUCUACAUUUGCAUUAUGAUACAACAUUGGAGAUUUUUACCUCCAAAGCUUGGCUUGCAGGUCAAUGGAAUAAAUAUUAUGUUAAUUUAAAUACAUACCAAUGUGUUUUGGAUUAAAUUAUGUUAAUUUUACUAUUUUUGAAAAUAUUACAAACUAGCCUUUUGCCUGUCCAAGGAUGGGUGUAUUGCAGUAAAUCUGAAACUUGCAAGCGAAAAGCAGAACGCGACGUGAUAUUCAUUGCAUCAAUGUGUGUGCAAUAUGUAAGGGCGUGGUGACAGACUUAUUUCAUGUAAAGGUUAUAAUCCCUUGUUCA
Petromyzon marinus (sea lamprey) is the source of this 2053-nucleotide messenger RNA. RefSeq names its product cytosolic iron-sulfur assembly component 2A (gene CIAO2A). The record is from RefSeq and is a predicted model, not a curated record. Lineage: Eukaryota; Metazoa; Chordata; Hyperoartia; Petromyzontiformes; Petromyzontidae.